AAAGCCGUGCACGCGCACUUCUCUGGUAGGGGCGACAGUCGCGCGCUCGGCAUAGAAAACAAAGCUAUCCGUGCGCUUCCAUUACAGCUAUUGGGCAAACCCAGCACACAGCUCUCUCUGCAAUCUGCAUGCACACCCAAGAUGGGUUUGCAGCUCAUCUGAGGGCCUUUGAAAGCGGGGCCUGUUGUGAGUACAGACAGCCGACUGAAGUCAGCGAAACGUUUCGGUUUUUUUCCCGGACAGCUUUUGUUUCUUAGCCUCGGCUAGCAGCACAGCCACAAUCAUUGUCAUUUCUGCUGCGAGCUGCCGAAGGAAACACAUCGCCAUGUUGUUAACGGAGGGGGCUCAGUGAAGAAGGCGAAACCGUGCGCGUGUGGAGGAGAUAAUCUCGUCUUUUGAGCCGAACCUCAGUCCUCAGCCGCUGCCCGACUGACUGACUGACUGACAUGGCGGAGCAGAGCUACUCCUGGGCGUACUCCCUUGUGGACUCCAGCCAGGUGUCAACCUUCCUCAUUUCCAUCCUUCUCAUCGUGUAUGGCAGCUUCAGGUCAUUAAACAUGGACUGUGAGAACCAGGAGAAGGACAAGGAUGGAAACCCCACUACCAAUGGCUCUUUCAACAAUGCCAACUCUAACAACAGUAUUCAGACCAUAGACUCCACACAGGCGCUGUUCCUGCCCAUCGGAGCCUCAGUGUCUCUGCUCGUCAUGUUUUUCUUCUUUGACUCUGUUCAGGUGGUGUUCACCAUAUGCACUGCAGUUCUAGCAACCAUCGCAUUUGCAUUCCUACUGCUGCCGAUGUGCCAGUAUCUGACCAGACCUUGCUCCCCACAGAACAAGAUCUCGUUCGGCUGCUGUGGCCGCUUCACGUUGGCAGAGCUGCUGUCUUUUUCUCUCUCUGUCAUGCUGGUCCUCAUCUGGGUUCUGACAGGCCACUGGCUGCUCAUGGACGCACUUGCCAUGGGUCUUUGUGUGGCCAUGAUCGCAUUUGUGCGGCUGCCUAGUCUCAAGGUGUCAUGCCUGCUGCUGUCAGGCCUCCUCAUCUAUGAUGUGUUCUGGGUCUUUUUCUCCGCCUACAUUUUCAACAGCAACGUGAUGGUGAAGGUGGCCACGCAACCUGCUGACAAUCCCCUUGACGUACUCUCGCGCAAACUACAUCUGGGCCCUGGCAUGGGACGGGACGUCCCACGCCUCUCCCUGCCCGGCAAGCUGGUGUUCCCCAGCUCCACCGGUAGCCACUUCUCCAUGCUGGGCAUCGGCGAUAUCGUCAUGCCAGGCCUGCUGCUAUGUUUCGUGCUCCGAUACGACAAUUAUAAGAAGCAGGCCACUGGAGAAGUGCCCGGACCUGCCAACAUGUCCGGCCGCAUGCAACGGGUUUCCUACUUCCACUGUACCCUCAUUGGUUACUUUGUUGGUCUGUUGACUGCAACGGUGGCCUCUCGUAUUCACCGCGCGGCCCAGCCUGCCCUACUGUACCUGGUGCCCUUCACCCUGCUGCCUCUGCUCACCAUGGCCUACCUGAAGGGAGACCUGCGGCGCAUGUGGUCCGAGCCCUUCCAUGCCAAGUCCAGCAGCUCCCGCUUCCUGGAGGUAUGAUGCUGCUCUGACCAGCACAGGUUCCCACCCACCCACCCACCAGAGAGAGAGAGAGAGAGAGAGAGAGAGAGAAAGAGAGGUCGGAAGAGAGGAACUGCACUCGUCUUCUCGUCAUCCCUCAUUCCUGUUGUCAUCCUCCAGCCAGCGGAUGAACAGAUGUACGCGGACUUCACUGCCAGAUGGAUUCAUGCGCUCCACACGUCUCCAUGCUCCUCAAUCCUACUAUAGUAUCUGUCUUUUUUUUUUUUUUUCUUUCUCAGCUCCAUUCCAGGUUUGUCACGCCAUCUCUCUCUUUCUCUCUUACUUCUAUCCCAUCAUCCCUUUCCUGUUCUACUUAACUCAGCCACACUUUACCGGAUCGGUCUUUGUCUGGACGUGACCGGAGCCCCUUUGAGCUCCAAGUGUGUUUCCAUUUGUACCGUUUGGCACCAUUAUGGAUUUACAGACUGAGAUUUCUUUAUUAUUUACUGCUCUAAACGAACUGUGGAUGAGGAACGUAGAUUCUGCCACAGCUUGGGAUGACGAUGACCCUAUAAGGGACCAGCACACAGUAGAGGACAGCGUUGUUUCCCCCCCCCUCCCUUCCUUCCUUCAUUCUCUCUUCCUCUUUCCCUUUCUGAUAAUACCCCACCCGCAUCCACCCCACCCCCUUCCCACCCGUCUCCCUCUCUAACAACCCCUUCCUUCGCAGAAACAUGUAUUUUAUUUAGAAAGAUUUUAUUCUUGGCAUAUACAGAAAUGAUGCAUUAUAAAUUGUGGAGGCGUACAGCUCUAUGUAUAUAUGUGUACACAUGUAUUAGGGGUUAUCAUGUCGAGGUGUGCGUGAGAUCGCGUGCGUGUGCGAACAAGGGCAAGGGCUUUUAGAUCUCAACGGAGUCAUAAACGAAACACGCAGAUGGGAAAUAUUUUUGUUUCUUUCCUUUCUUUUCCCCAUGAAUGAGUCUAACAGCUCAGCCUAGGUCACUUUUUUGCGUGAUGUACAUCCUCUUCCAUAAAACAUCGCAUAUGGACCAUUUGUGCAAGUUGGCCCUUGAAGAGAAGGGUGUGCUUGUGAUUAUGUCUGUGUUUAUGUAUGAAUGUAUGCCAUUACCUCCAUGGGCUCUGGAUGGACCACUGAAGAUGAACUCUGUCACGCUCCUGGAGGGAAUCUUUAAGGAUUGUACUAAGCUCCAUUAUUUAAGGCCAAUUCCCCCCCCAAUUAGUAUUUUAAGCAUUAAUUUUUGUUUGUAGUCAUUCCUUCAAAACAAUUGGCUCCGUAAUGAUGAAACUGGAAUUGAGGAGUGAGUUCUGUGGGUUUGAGUGUAUGUGUGUGUGUGUGUAAUGUUGUAGAAAAUAAUGCAUUUUGCUGGCUCGGUCUGUUGAGGUUUGCUUUUUGGGUUUUUUUUUUUGUUUUGUUUUGUUUUGUUUUUUAAACCUGUUGUUACCUGUUUUUUUAAUCUGUUAGUUGUCUGGCCUUGCAUGUCAGUUGUACAGCGUGUCGUUCUUCAAAGCUGCGUUUUCAGGGCAUUCGCGCUAGUGCGACACUCUGAAACUCUGAGACGCAGACACGGGGUCGUGGACAAACAGUCGCACAAGAGAAUUUAUAAAACGGAGAGGGGGGCAAUGAUUCCGGACCGCCCUGACCCCUGCGGCCGGCAUGGACCUCGCACAAACAUUGGCAGUGCGUUGCCUGAAUAUUCAGUAUGAACGUUUGCCUGGCGUUGGGACACAGUUAACCUGAGCAUCACGGACAUUGUUUUACCCACAAACCUCCUCUCUGUCCCUCUGCCACCCUUAUAGACAUUACAAGAAAAAAAGAGAACAAUAUAAAUGACGAUCAUGGUGAUUGUUUUGAAAAACUCAGAUGUUCUUUUUUUUUUUAAAUGGAAGAUUGCUUUUGUUUUGUUUUUCCCCAUUGUUUGUAUUUUUCUCAACUUUCCCAUUUAAUGCUGUGGAUUUUCAUUUUGUACUUCGAACUUUUUUUUCUUCCAUCGUUCUCCCUGCCUGUAGAGGGCGCUAAGCUCUGUUUGGCUAUCAACAUUAAUAGCCAAAAGGAUUCUGUAUAAAAAUUUGAAUAAAUAAAUUAAAAGGUGUAGUGAAAUGUGGAUCCAAAUGAGCUGUACUGGAAACAUUUCAGCUCUCAUAACCUUCCUUUUCUUCUCCUCAGUCAGGAUUCUGCUGUAAAUAAACAUGACUCUAACUGUA
Molecule: messenger RNA, 3779 nt
Organism: Ctenopharyngodon idella (grass carp)
Lineage: Eukaryota; Metazoa; Chordata; Actinopteri; Cypriniformes; Xenocyprididae
Gene: sppl3
Product: signal peptide peptidase 3
Exons: 10
Coding region: 447-1595 (382 amino acids)
Biological process (GO): membrane protein proteolysis
Cellular component (GO): Golgi-associated vesicle membrane; cytoplasmic side of endoplasmic reticulum membrane; lumenal side of endoplasmic reticulum membrane
Molecular function (GO): aspartic endopeptidase activity, intramembrane cleaving
Source: RefSeq, a predicted model, not a curated record